Stereum hirsutum FP-91666 SS1 is the source of this 192-nucleotide messenger RNA. RefSeq lists its product as uncharacterized. The transcript has 2 exons. NCBI's taxonomy places the organism in Eukaryota, Fungi, Basidiomycota, Agaricomycetes, Russulales, Stereaceae. Bases 1 to 192 code for a protein of 63 amino acids. The record is from RefSeq and is a predicted model, not a curated record.
AUGUGCUACAGACUGGUUCCCGUGACCAGCUACGCCUGUGGUCACCAAGAACCUGGACUGCCGACCACGGUCGACUGCGGCUCUUCCACUUGCAAGUACAGUUCCAGUCACCCACAGAACUGUGUUGACUGUACUAGCACCUGCGUGCAGUGGUAUAUAUCCUCUCAGGAUCAAACGUGGAAUUGCUGCUGA